CCUGUCAGUGGUGCUUUAUUUUUCUGCAGCAAGAUGGCGGCGGCAGGCAGGCAAGAGUUGGCCCAGCUCAUGAAUUCGAGCGGCUCACACAAAGAUUUGGCUGGAAAGUAUCGACAAAUUCUCGAAAAGGCUCUGCAGUUAACUGGUGCUGAUCAAUUGGAGUCUUUAAAGGCCUUUGUGGAAGCUAUGGUCAAUGAAAAUGUCAGCUUGGUAAUAUCAAGGCAGCUGCUAACUGAUUUCUGCACCCACCUGCCAAACCUCCCAGACACUACAGCGAAGGAGAUCUACCAUUUCACUUUGGAAAAGAUCCAGCCUCGAGUGAUUUCCUUUGAAGAACAGGUGGCUUCAAUAAGACAGCACCUUGCAACAAUCUAUGAGAAAGAAGAAGACUGGAGGAAUGCUGCACAGGUUUUAGUGGGAAUUCCACUGGAGACUGGACAAAAACAGUACAAUGUUGAUUACAAGCUAGAUACGUAUCUGAAAAUUGCUCGUUUGUACCUUGAAGAUGAUGAUCCAGUACAGGCAGAAGCAUAUAUUAAUAGAGCCUCACUGUUACAAAAUGAGUCCACAAAUGAACAAUUACAGAUCCACUAUAAGGUUUGCUAUGCCCGGGUCUUGGAUUAUAGAAGAAAGUUUAUUGAAGCUGCCCAGCGAUACAAUGAACUUUCGUAUAAAUCUAUAGUGCAUGAAACAGAACGCCUGGAGGCCCUAAAGCAUGCUCUACACUGCACAAUUCUUGCAUCAGCAGGACAGCAACGAUCUCGCAUGUUAGCCACUCUGUUUAAGGAUGAGCGUUGCCAGCAGCUGGCGGCUUAUGGAAUCUUGGAGAAAAUGUAUCUUGAUAGAAUUAUCAGGGGUAAUCAGUUACAGGAAUUUGCUGCCAUGCUAAUGCCACAUCAAAAAGCAACCACAGCAGAUGGGUCAAGCAUCCUGGACCGUGCGGUGAUUGAACACAAUUUGCUUUCUGCUAGCAAGCUUUACAACAACAUUACUUUUGAAGAGCUUGGGGCCCUACUAGAGAUUCCACCAGCAAAGGCAGAAAAGAUAGCCUCACAGAUGAUAACUGAAGGUCGAAUGAAUGGCUUUAUUGAUCAGAUUGAUGGAAUUGUUCACUUUGAAAUCAUCAAUUCUCUCUGCCUUUCCUCCAACACAGCUCGCAAGCCUUUGCCUACAUGGGAUAAACAAAUCCAAUCACUUUGUUUUCAAGUCAAUAAUCUGCUCGAAAAGAUCAGUCAGGCAGCACCAGAGUGGACAGCACAAGCAAUGGAGGCACAGAUGACUCAGUAGUUAAGUACUAGCUGUUUGAACAAUCUUUUUUCCCUCUUGCAGCUUGCAUAAGCAUAUUUUUCAGGAUUUUUUAAGCAUCACAGUAAUAUUGUUUCUCAUGGGAUGUAAUUUCUUCAUUUGCAAGAGGACACUUCUUCCUUUGUUGUUUUACAUGUCACAAGUCUGGUAAACACCCUUAUAUGAAGACGGGAGCGUACACCCAGUGUCAUAAAAAAAGACAGAAGGCUUAUUGGUAUUGAAAGCCUUAACAAAAAGAAUACCAUCACUCUGGAGGUUAAGAAAACAUAAAAGGAUUACCUCAGUGAAGUAUGCAUGUUGAAGGUUUGGGACUUUUUAAGCAGUGGUUCACACUGCAUCAGGUUUGGAAUUAUCUGUUCAUGAAUACCUCUUCUGUAUGUUUUCCAGAUCUGAAUUGCAUUCCUGGAAAAAUUGCUAAUAUUUUACAUCCAUUUUUUGUCUUUUGACAAAUUUAACAGUACAUUGAAUGCAAAAUAAAAAUAUAGGAAAUAGGAGGACUAAAAAAACCUGCAGUAAGAACAUAUUUGUAUUAAAAUUGCAUUUUAAUGUUUCCUUGAACAUGACAGCAGACACGUCACAUCUGUUCAGUUAUUUUUAUUUUUAAAAUAGUUUGCUGCUUAUUAUUAUUUCACCCAUUGUCAAUCUGUAAUUGUCUAUUGGAUAGCAGGUCUUACAGAUGCCUUGUUAAGUUACCAUCAAUAAAGGCUUAAUGAAAUAA
This is a messenger RNA of Polypterus senegalus (gray bichir), 2023 nucleotides long. It is a transcript of the gene cops4, whose product is annotated as COP9 constitutive photomorphogenic homolog subunit 4 (Arabidopsis). The transcript is spliced from 10 exons. NCBI's taxonomy places the organism in Eukaryota, Metazoa, Chordata, Cladistia, Polypteriformes, Polypteridae. The coding region runs from base 34 to 1287 and encodes 417 amino acids. Gene Ontology annotation, cellular component: cytosol; COP9 signalosome. The record is from RefSeq and is a predicted model, not a curated record.